Molecule: messenger RNA, 1684 nt
Organism: Thunnus maccoyii (southern bluefin tuna)
Lineage: Eukaryota; Metazoa; Chordata; Actinopteri; Scombriformes; Scombridae
Gene: nme3
Product: NME/NM23 nucleoside diphosphate kinase 3
Exons: 5
Coding region: 216-758 (180 amino acids)
Biological process (GO): GTP biosynthetic process; CTP biosynthetic process; UTP biosynthetic process
Molecular function (GO): nucleoside diphosphate kinase activity
Source: RefSeq, a predicted model, not a curated record
GUGUGUAUAAUAAUACCCAGUCUGUGCGUUUUAACCUUAAAAUAACCUUAGAAGAUGUGUUAGCAUGUUGCAUGUCUUCUGCCUGUGUGGGUGAAUCUACAAUCAGCUAGUUAAUCAGCGUCCAUGUGUCCUCACUGUAUCAUACAGAGAGUUGAUUCAUUAUCCUAUUAAUAGCUCGUGUGUUAGUGCGCUUAUGAGGCUGCUGCUGCUGCAAUAUGGGGCCGAAAAAAAGGUCACAGGGAGAUCUGCAUGGACUUGAAGAUUUGGUGGUUAAACGUGCACGGAUUGAGGAGCCUGUCUGGUCUGGUGUGAAUGAGCGCACCUUCAUUGCCGUGAAACCAGAUGGCGUGCAGCGGAGACUGGUGGGAGAAAUCGUGCGGCGCUUUGAGAAAAAAGGCUUCCAACUGGUUGGCCUCAAACUAGUGCAAGCGAAUGAGGACCUCCUUAAGGAACACUAUUGGGACCUGAGGAGCAAGCCGUUCUUCAGUGAACUCAUUCGCUACAUGAAAUCUGGACCAGUCGUUGCCAUGGUGUGGCAGGGUUUGGAUGUGGUCAAGACCGCACGUAAGAUGUUAGGAGAGACCAACCCUGCAGACUCGAUGCCUGGAACCAUCCGGGGAGACUACUGUGUGGAAGUGGGCAGGAACGUGAUCCACGGCAGCGACUCUGUGGAGAGCGCCUAUAAGGAAAUCUCUCUGUGGUUCCGGCUGCACGAGCUGCAGAGCUGGAACGACAGCAGCAUCAAGUGGAUCUACUGAUGCUAUACAUGUACUGUCUGCACACCGUCCUGUAGCUAAAGCAAUGUUGUUGUUUUUUUUUUUUUUGUUUUUUUUUAUAAGUGUGAUAACAUAUCAUACCUCAGAUGAAUAUUGUUUUGCUUUAGUAGCUUGUAGCCACAUGGGAGAUGAGGUCACACUGCUGCCUUGCUGGAUCUCUCGCUGCUGCUGCUUUUUUAUUAUUUUUUUUCUAAUUGAAGCACAAUUCUGAGGUGAACUGACGUUACCAAGCAAAAAUGCACUAAGUGAGCAAUAACUUGAUCUGUAUGGUCAUGUCUGCUUCUGUUAGAGUUUUUGUUUUCAUCCAGAACACUCUCAUACCUACAGUUUUUAAGCAAUAAGCUUGGAUUUGGAGCAAUAAAAGGUCAUGAUUAAUAAUAAUCUAUUUAAAGUGCAGUACAGGAAACUGUAAGCAUAUGUGUAUGUAAGUAUACAGUCAAUGUGUAAGUUACGCUUAAUAAAUAACAACAGCUAAAUUAUUCGCCAGCUCAGUUUGUUUUAUAUUCAGUUUUGGCUGAAAAUUGAACGGAGCAAAAAAAAAAAAAUUUCCUUGUCACUUGGAAGAAGCUCCUUUCAGUUUUUACAGUAAAAAAAAAAUCAGCCACAUGUACAAAGUCUCCGACAACAGAUGAUUGCACACACUGAGACUACUUGAAUGUAAUGGUUAGAAGUCUUAACAGCGUUCCCAGAGCAUUUCGCUCUGAUUUUGGUUUUGUAAUUUCAUCAUCUCAGGCUCAGAGUCAAAAUUGAAAUGAAACUGCACUGAUUUAAAUGUGCUUUUGUGUGCUGUUGUAAUUUUUUUUUUUCCAGCAACUAGCCAGUUCUGUCACAUUCAUGCUUUUAUAAAACACUAUGAUGCUGUACGGAUGAUCAAAAAACAUUAAAUCAUCUUGAAACCCUUUUUAAAA